AGGACAUGACUUGUUGAGCAACCGGUGUGGAUUAAAUACACGUCCCAUGGUUAAACUGACGCCACAUCUUCACAAUGUUGUCUUGCAAACGGAACUUGGCCAACAUUAUGGUCUCUGCACGGCGGGUUCUUCGCAGUGAUCAAGUUGUUGUCUCUGGCUGUGUGCGGAGGUGUCUGUCCACACAAACAGACGGAGAGGUACGCAUCACAGAGAUACUGAAGGAGAAGUUUCCGUUAGCCUCGUCGCUCAAAGUUGUGGACAUAUCAGGUGGCUGUGGGGCCAUGUAUGAGAUCCAUAUAGAGUCCAGUGAGUUCAAAGGAAAAAGGACCAUUCAGCAACACCAACUAGUUAACCAGGCACUCAAGGAGGAGAUUCAAGGAAUGCACGGACUGCGAAUAUUCACUGAUGUUCCAAAACAUUAGAGAGAGAAAUGCCCUUCCACAGCUGACCUCCAGCCUUUUCCUUUGCUCAGCAUAUCUAAUGUAAAUGUACAGUUUUAAAAAGGAUAUUGUUAAAUAAAUGAACUCCAUGAUAAUUGUUGAUGUGCAGGUGACAGAAAAGCAGAGGGACAUGGUCUCUGGCGGUUGCACAUUGGCAGUGCGGCAUGGGUCAGAAAAGUGAGAUUACACUAAAUUAUCAUUUUUUUAUAAAGAAGUUGGAUAUUCUCUACUCUGAGAUAUAAUAUACAACCAGUGAAGGCUGCAAUACGCACAAAGCGACUUGGUGAAAUGCUUGUGAAUUGUCAAGUCAUGUAGGUUUCUUCCCAAUUUUGGGGCCUCUCAGGUUUGAUGAUGUUGCUGGUGUAAUGAUAAGCAGGUGAAGUAAUACAUACAGCCAUCUCUAUUAUGAAUGGAGAAUUGCUACAGACCCAAAGUCAGUUUGUGAAGACUGUUUUGUAAUGUUAUGAACGCAAUUUGUGUUACCCUCCCACGAAAGAUUUGCCGUUUGCUUUUAAAUUGAUUACAAACCAUUGUAAUGUAUGUAGUCUUUGAAAAUGUUAGUUAAGCAGCUGCUCCCCCACACACACACACACACACUUUCUUACUUGAUCGAAUAAAGAAAGCCAUAGUAAUCCUAGAAUCAGUUGUUACAUGUAAUUAAAUAAAUCUUGGUGUGCGCAAGCCA
Acanthopagrus latus (yellowfin seabream) is the source of this 1125-nucleotide messenger RNA. It is a transcript of the gene bola3, whose product is annotated as bolA family member 3. The transcript is spliced from 4 exons. Bases 75 to 422 code for a protein of 115 amino acids. The record is from RefSeq and is a predicted model, not a curated record. NCBI's taxonomy places the organism in Eukaryota, Metazoa, Chordata, Actinopteri, Spariformes, Sparidae.